CGGGCCGGGCGCGCCCCGCGGCCGCACCAUGACGGGCCGCGUGUGCCGCGGCUGCGGCGGCACCGACAUCGAGCUGGACGCGGCGCGCGGCGACGCCGUGUGCACCGGGUGCGGCUCGGUGCUCGAGGACAACAUCAUCGUGUCGGAGGUGCAGUUCGUGGAGAACAGCGGCGGCGGCUCGUCGGCCGUGGGCCAGUUCGUGUCUCUGGACGGUGCUGGUAAGACCCCAACCCUAGGCGGUGGCUUCCAUGUGAACUUGGGGAAGGAGUCAAGAGCACAGACACUGCAAAACGGGCGACGCCACAUCCACCACCUGGGGAGCCAGCUGCAACUGAACCAGCACUGUCUGGACACAGCCUUCAACUUCUUCAAGAUGGCUGUGAGCAAGCAUCUGACCCGAGGCCGGAAGAUGGCGCACGUGGUUGCCGCCUGCCUCUACCUGGUCUGCCGCACAGAAGGCACACCGCACAUGCUCCUCGACCUCAGUGACCUGCUCCAGGUAAACGUGUAUGUGCUGGGAAAGACGUUUCUGCUUUUGGCGAGGGAGCUCUGCAUCAACGCGCCAGCCAUAGAUCCAUGCCUGUACAUCCCACGCUUUGCCCACCUGCUGGAGUUUGGAGAGAAGAACCAUGAAGUGUCCAUGACAGCCCUGAGGCUCCUGCAAAGGAUGAAGAGAGACUGGAUGCACACAGGCCGGCGUCCCUCAGGCCUCUGUGGAGCAGCACUUCUGGUUGCUGCCCGAAUGCAUGACUUCCGGAGAACUGUGAAAGAAGUCAUCAGUGUGGUCAAAGUAUGUGAAUCCACACUGCGGAAGAGGCUCACAGAAUUUGAGGAUACGCCCACCAGUCAGCUGACCAUUGAUGAGUUUAUGAAGAUUGAUUUGGAAGAGGAAUGUGAUCCACCGUCGUACACAGCUGGACAAAGGAAGCUGCGCAUGAAGCAGCUUGAACAAGUCCUGUCCAAAAAACUGGAGGAAGUUGAAGGUGAAAUAUCCAGUUACCAGGAUGCCAUUGAGAUUGAACUAGAAAACAGCCGGCCAAGGCCAAAGGGAGCCCUUGCCAACUUGUCGAAGGAUGGUUCUGCCGAGGAAGCUACAUCUAGCCCGUUGGGUGAAGAAGAUGCUGAGGAUGAAGAGCUGGAGGCUGCCGCCAGCCACAUGAACAAAGACUUUUACCAGGAGCUCCUAGGUGGUGGCAGCAGUUCAGAAGCAGAAGAAAGCACUGAGGGGGGUGGCAGGCCCCUGGCCUUGGAGUCCCUGCUUGGUCCCCUGCCCACAGCAGCCAGCCUGGGCAUCUCUGAUCCCAUCCGAGAGUGCAUCUCCUCCCCAAGCCUGGACCCCAAGCUCUCCCUAGGUGACACUGAUGUGCACUUUCUUCUAGAAGACACCUCAGAGGAUGGCGAGCUGGACCUCAGUGGUAUUGACGACCUUGAGAUUGACAGAUAUAUCCUGAAUGAAUCCGAAGCCCGAGUGAAGGCUGAGCUGUGGAUGCAGGAGAACGCAGAGUACCUGCGGGAACAGAGGGAGAAAGAAGAGAGAAUAGCUAAGGAGAAGGAGCUGGGUAUCUACAAGGAGCACAAGCCCAAGAAGUCCUGCAAACGCCGGGAGCCCAUCCUAGCCAGCACCGCGGGAGAGGCCAUCGAGAAAAUGCUGGAGCAGAAGAAGAUAUCCAGCAAAAUCAAUUACAGUGUACUCCGGGACCUUGACAGCAGGGGUGGGACCAGCCCAAAGAGGGAAGACACUCAGCCUGCAGAGAAAGCCAGUGCCAAGAAGGUACCUCGGAGGAAAACGCCAGCCAGCAGGAGCGGGCCUGACCCUGGAACCAACGUAGGGAAAAGGUUGAAGCCUCUGGUGUCUGCUCAGCCCACUAAGAAGGCAGCCAUAGGAGAGGCCUUGCUCCCAAACUCCCCUGCGCUCGGAGCGGAGCCUGUCAGGCCCUCGGCUGUCCUGGUGGAGAGCGGCCCUGUGUCGUACCACCCUGAUGAGGAGGCAGACGAGGAAGAGGCAGACGAGGAGGAUGGGGAGCCCUGUGUCAGUGCCCUGCAGAUGAUGGGCAGCAAUGAUUAUGGCUGUGAUGCUGACGACGACGAUGGCUACUGAACACAACCUGUACACCAGGCGGAGUCCUGGCGCUGGACCUGGAAACACAACCUACACACCAGGCGGAGUCCUGGCGCUGGACCUGGAAACACAACCUAUACACCAGGCGGAGUCCUGGCGCUGGACCUGGAAACACAACCUAUACACCAGGCGGAGUCCUGGCGCUGGACCUGGAAACACAACCUAUACACCAGGCGGAGUCCUGGCGCUGGACCUGGAAACACAACCUAUACACCAGGCGGAGUCCUGGCGCUGGACCUGGAAACACAACCUAUACACCAGGCGGAGUCCUGGCGCUGGACCUGGAAACACAACCUAUACACCAGGCGGAGUCCUGGCGCUGGACUUUGAAUAUGUCUGUUGGGGUCAGGGCCUGGGGCCAUAGUUCACAGGUGUGAACACCAAGUCUCAGGUCCAGCUGAGCUCUGUCCCACUGGCUUUGAAAUUAUCUACAGCCACAUGUGGCCUCUGGGGUACCUGCUGUGGGGGUCAGUUUUGAACAAUGUAAGAAAUAUUUUUAUCCAGA
This is a messenger RNA of Dipodomys spectabilis (banner-tailed kangaroo rat), 2624 nucleotides long. It is a transcript of the gene Brf1, whose product is annotated as BRF1 RNA polymerase III transcription initiation factor subunit. Gene Ontology annotation, molecular function: TBP-class protein binding; RNA polymerase III general transcription initiation factor activity; RNA polymerase III type 3 promoter sequence-specific DNA binding. The transcript has 18 exons. The record is from RefSeq and is a predicted model, not a curated record. Gene Ontology annotation, cellular component: transcription preinitiation complex; nucleus; transcription factor TFIIIB complex. NCBI's taxonomy places the organism in Eukaryota, Metazoa, Chordata, Mammalia, Rodentia, Heteromyidae. The coding region runs from base 29 to 2098 and encodes 689 amino acids. Gene Ontology annotation, biological process: transcription preinitiation complex assembly; DNA-templated transcription initiation; transcription by RNA polymerase III.